Triticum aestivum (bread wheat) is the source of this 1479-nucleotide messenger RNA. RefSeq lists its product as uncharacterized. The transcript is spliced from 2 exons. Bases 240 to 1172 code for a protein of 310 amino acids. The record is from RefSeq and is a predicted model, not a curated record. Lineage: Eukaryota; Viridiplantae; Streptophyta; Magnoliopsida; Poales; Poaceae.
CCCGUUCCACUCCUCCCACUCCACCGGCAAUCCAAGCCUCCUCCCACCUACCUCCUUUGCUCGUGGUACCCCGUCUGAUUCUGAACACCAAAUUCCCCUAAGGAAAGAAAAAAGGAAGAAAAAUCUCUCACCGAGGAGCCGUUCGGGGUUCGGCCGAGCCUUUCCUCCCUCAGAAACCCUAAUCUUCCCCUCUCCUCCCGUCUCUCCUCCCUUCCCCUGUAAAGCCGCCGCUCGCAGCGAUGACGCCCCCCUUCCGCCCGUCCCCCUCCUCCACCGCCCCCGCCCCCCGCGGCUGCGGCGGCGAGCGCUGCGCCUCCGGCCGCGAGGCCUGGCCGCUCCACCACGUCCGCCACAACGACGUCUUCUGCCGCCUCUGCUCCUCCUGCGUCCUCCUCUACCACCCCGCCUCCUUCUGCUCGGCCUGCCUCCUCCUCCUCCACACGGACGCUGCCGCCGCCGCCGCCGCCGCGCAGGACCCCCACUUCGACCCCGCCGUCGCCCCGCCGGGCCCCACCGCCGAGUGCUCCAAUUGCGGCCUCUUCGUCGCCCAUGUCACCUGCAUCCCCGACCCCGUCUCCUUCGUCUGCCCGCCGUGCGCCGCCGAGGCCGAGGGCCGGCCCUUCACCUACGCGCCCGCCGCCCGCCGCGUGAUGGACGAGCGCGCCGCGCGGAUCCUCCUCAUCGCGGCGCGCCUCGCGCACGAGUCCAUCGGCCGCGCUGCCGCUGCCGCCCGCGAGGAGGCGGAGCGCCGCGUCCAGGAGGCGGCCGUCGCGCGGAAGCGCUCGCGGGAAAUGCUGGACGCUGCCUUCCGGGCGCUCGAGGAGGAGGCCAGGGCCGCCAAGAUCAAGGAGGAGGAGGCGGCGGCCAGGGAGGCCAAGAACAAGAAGGAGAAGCCCGCCGCGGCCCAGCCGCCCAAGAAGAAGACCCCUAAGAGCAGCGAGUCGAGCAGGGACAGGGAUAAGAUGCUCAAGUUCAAUGCCAUGCAGCAGCCGGCGCUGGCAUUUGCUGCGGCAGCCGCCGCCGCAGCCAGCUCAUGCGGCAGCUCAAUGCCACCAUUGUCAACCCCACCACCCAAGGAGGACAAGAAGCCGAUGAAACAGGAGGAGCAAGGUUCAACGGACACAGUAGCAGAUGAAGAUGUGAAGGGGUUGUUUGGGACCUUGCAAUCAUAACGUUGGGGUACCACAAUCGCCCAUCUGUUUGAUCUGCCUCCAUUUGUUUGUUGUUGCUAAGUGAACCGACAAGGAGGCUUUGCUUGAAUUUAAUGAAUCCCUACCCCGGAACCUCCUCACCGUAAAUUCUAGUCCUGUCAUGUUAGAUGAUCCUCUUAUUUAUGUAGCUGCUUCACCUUCGUGUCCUUUCGUUAUUAUACUCUAUUGGAUGAUAAUUUAUCGCAAUCAGUCUUCAGACUUGUAGACCGAGGAAACCUAAGCGAGUCGAAACUUUAUUAUUCCAUAUACUACACAGUUCUUUCUUUUU